GUGACCAUACUGUAUGUAUUAUUGCCCUUUUGCUUCUGCUUCUGCUUCUGCUUCUUCCAUCACCACCACUUCAUGCAUUCAUCCAUUCUGUGUCUCACCCAUCCAUCCAUUUUCUCUCUCAUUCUCUUAAUCCUUUUGACUAACAGACGCAAUGACAGACUCAAUGACAGCCCCCCCAAUGACAGAGACAGGGGUUCUCUCCCCCUCUCUCCCCCCAGGUCCAAUGGAAACUAUGCACCCCACAUCCUCCUACAUCUCUCCUCCUUCUCCGCUCCAACUGUGGGCGGAGAUGAUGCAUUCAUGCUCAUAGCCAGAGCUACUCGCACACAUGUUUCCGAGGAUAAACGUGGGGGAGACCCCUCCAAUGGCCUGGAUGAAGAUUCUUUUUCCGCACUGGAUUCCAUAUUCCUAAUAGUCCGAAGCUUAGAGGAGGAAAUCCCCCCCCGCGCCGUGGCCUCGUCAAGUGGGGGAGAACGUGGGGGUGGAUGGAGAAAGCAAAGCAGGGCGAUCAGGGCUUCGAGGUUCCAUUCAAUCCAAUAACUGAUCCAGGUGAGUUUGUUGCCUGCGAAUCA
Aspergillus uvarum CBS 121591 is the source of this 572-nucleotide messenger RNA. RefSeq lists its product as uncharacterized. The coding region runs from base 73 to 540 and encodes 155 amino acids. The transcript has a single exon. Lineage: Eukaryota; Fungi; Ascomycota; Eurotiomycetes; Eurotiales; Aspergillaceae. The record is from RefSeq and is a predicted model, not a curated record.